Amphiprion ocellaris (clown anemonefish) is the source of this 13237-nucleotide messenger RNA. RefSeq names its product neuronal growth regulator 1 (gene negr1). Bases 476 to 1555 code for a protein of 359 amino acids. Gene Ontology annotation, cellular component: neuron projection. NCBI's taxonomy places the organism in Eukaryota, Metazoa, Chordata, Actinopteri, Pomacentridae. The record is from RefSeq and is a predicted model, not a curated record. The transcript is spliced from 8 exons.
CCGGGACUUCUCCUCCUCCAUCUCCUCCUCCAUCUCCUCCUCCUUCUCCUGCUAAACGUUCAUUUCCUUAAACAGAGGAGCUGCUCCGGUCGAUGCCUUUAAUUGCUCCCGGGUUCCGUCGAUACCUGCCGGUUUCUCCGCUCCAUCACGAGCCACUGGGAUACGGGUUGCCCGGGAAACGGCCGCAUGGCAACAGGAUCAGAGCCUGGGGGUUGUCUGCUUCUAGCUCUGCUCCCAUUUUGCAUCGCGUUUCCUCACUAGAUGGUGUGAGAGCCACUGGAGAGACGCUCCGCUCCGCUCCGCAUCCAGCCAGAGAACCACCGGGGAACCGGACGGAGGCGCGUUUCUCCUCCUCCUCCUCCUCCUUCUCCUCCUCCUCCUUCACGGGCUGAGAAAAGUGCGCACACGAAGCGCGUCCACCGGGCCGACCCCCUCUAUCAGCACACCGGAGGAGAAGCGACGGAACGCCGCUGUGAUGGACAUAAUGACGGCGGUGCAGGACGCGUGUGUCUCCGGUCAGUGGCUCACGGCGGUCCUCCUCAGCCUGUGCUGCCUCCUGCCGUCCUGCCUGCCCGGACAGACCGUACCGGACUACUCCUCGGUGGAGAGCGUGGUGAGCAGACAGGGCGACACGGCUCUGCUCAGGUGCUACCUGUUGGAUGGGAUCUCUAAAGGCGCCUGGCUCAACCGCUCCAGCAUCAUAUUUGCAGGGAAGGACAAGUGGUCUGUGGACCCCCGGGUGUCCAUCGUGUCCAGCGUGGGGGACAAACACGAGUACAGCCUCCAGAUACAGAAAGUGGAUGUUAGCGAUGACGGCCAGUACACCUGCUCCAUCCAGAGCGAACGCAACCCUCGGCCCAAGCUGCUCAACCUCAUCGUCAAAGUUCCUCCCAAGAUAUACGACAUUUCGUCCAACAUCACGGUAAACGAAGGCAGCAACGUGUCGCUCAUCUGUACAGCGAGUGGGAAACCGGAGCCGAGUAUUUCCUGGAGACACAUAACCCCAUUAGCCAGGAAGUAUGACAGCGGAGAAUAUCUGAACAUCACCGGCAUCACCAGGGACCAGGCCGGAGACUACGAAUGCAGCGCUUUAAACGACAUCGCCUCUCCUGACACCAAGACAGUAAAAGUCACAGUCAACUUUGCUCCGUCCAUCCAUGAAACCAAGAGUCACGGAGUCGGUCUGGGACGCACGGCUCUGCUCAGGUGUGAAGCUGCUGCCGUUCCUUGGCCAACAUUUGAGUGGUACAAGGGCGAGAAACGGAUUAUCAAAGGUCAGGGCAUUGAGAUCAAGAACCUCAACACCAGAUCCAUCCUCACCAUGACCAACAUGACGGAGGACCGCUACGGGAACUACACAUGCGUCGCCUCCAACAAGCUAGGGACGGCUAACGCCAGCGUGCCUCUCAACCCUAUAAUUGAACCCACCACCACUAGUGCUGUCUCAAGCCCAGCGCCCAACACUGCCCCCUAUGGGAGCACGGGGAGCGCCGACGCCCCGCUGGCCUGCCGCUACCUGGUCCUGGCGCUCUCGUCCUUCAUCAGCGUCUACUAGCGGAGGCCCGGCCGGACACAGUGACUGUGGAGAGCAUUUAUGAGUCCUUUUUGACAUUGCCGAUGGCUGGAAUCCAAUCUGGUACAGUUUGUUGCAGAGCUGUGAUGGAAAUAAUCCGUUUCUGAGGGGAGUUUCUGUUCUUUUUUGUUUUUGGUGAAAUCUCUCAUGUAAAUACUCUGAUGUUUUUUUUAAUUAUUAUUAUUGUUUCCUCUCCCUUCUGUUGGUUUUUUUAUUUCCUGAUUGUGAAUCCCCCCCACCCACCUCCCAUCAAAUCAAACCCCCCAGAAAUCCUCCAAACCCACUUCAUGCAUCGUUCUCCCUGCGAGGCGAUCGGUGCAAAAAACUGACAUUUUCAUCUGUUUUUAUUUUUUUGUUUGUUUUUUUUGUACAUGGCUGAAAAGAAGCAACUGUGCCAAGUCUCUCAGUCCACAAAACUACCAUUCCAGUGUUGUAUUGAAUGUAUUAUGGGCUGCUGAACAAAGGACAGACAUUUAGAUCCCUAACAAUACAAGAUUUUAAUUAUGGGGUGUGCUGAAAAAAUACAGAAAACGAAAAAACAGAAAAAACAAAAGACGAAAAAAGGCAGGGCUCUUUCAGGACCCGUGUUGUCAUGAUUACUCCGUAGAUGGAUGAACAGUGUUCAAGGUGUGCUUUGUUGUGUUCUCUAAUAGCUCCAUCAGUUCCUAUGAUCAGGCGGCCGUCGAAGUAGCAGAAAAUAUCGUAUCGUAUCAUUUAAUUUCAUCUAGUUAGGCUUUUAUUUUGAAGUGGUACCACAACAUGACGAAAAGAAGACGCAAAACGACAGAAACUAGACAGAAAAGGACAAAAACAAGACAGAAAAAACAAAAAUGUGACACAAAAGACAAAAAUGAGACAGAAGUCAACCAAAACAAGACACAAAACGGCAGAAAAGACACAGAACGACAAAACAAGACACAAAAUGACAGACACAAGACACAAAAGACAAAAAUGAGACAGAAAACGACAAAAAUUAGACACAAAGUGACAGGAACUAGACAGAAAAUGACCAAAACGUGCCUGCCGAGCAGCUUAGACCAGGCGGCCGUCGAAGUAGCAGAAUAUUCCGUCUCAUACGUCAUGAUUUCAUCUAGUUAAGCUUUUAUUUUGAAGGGGGAACAGCUUUCUUCAUCCAACCACGACUCUAUAGGACGGAGGAACAUCACUGCCCUGUGUUCACAUCCUUUAUUAAAAUAUGAAAUGCUCCUUUUCCUCUGAGUCCACGUCUGUGAACAUCACAACAGAAAGCCAGAGCUGCAUCACGUUCCAGUGUCGGGAUUCUGGGAACAUUUCUGCAGAAAACUCAACCCUUGAACUCACAGCGGUCUCUUUUACAGUUUAUCGUUUCCCAGAGAGCCAAAGCCUUCCUCCCCAAACAGUUCAGUACAGAAUCUACAAGAAAACAUAGAAUAACUAAACCUGCUUUGACUUCUUGUGUUAAUUAUGAGAGAUAAAAACAAAGCUCAGAAACACGAUCAGCGCUCCAACCGUGGUCUAAGGUGCUGACAGAUCCUCCAGGAUGAGCGACUUUCACAAACAGAUGACAAAAACGAGACACAAAACGUCAGGAGCAAAACAGAAAACGACAAAAACAAGACCGAAAACGACAGAAACAAGACAGAAAAUGACAAAAACGAGACACAAAACGACAAAAAUGCGACAGAAAAUGACAAAAACAAGAUAGAAAACAACUUAAACAAGAGAAAACGAAAGAAAGCAUAAAACGACAACAACAAAAGAAACGAGACAGAAAACGACAAAAAUGAGGAAAAAAACGACAAAAACAAGACACGAAACGACCAAAACGAGACACAAAAGACGAUCAGAGUCAAAUUAAAUCACCAACCUGGCGACUUUCUGUUGAAAUUCAGCGUUUGGAGGCUCUAAACCAGGGCUGCUGUCAGAGUUUCCUUUGUUUCGGCAUCUUCAUCCUCCAGUAUCUAUCAGAGAUGCUGUAAUGCCUUAAUAGAUUUCUCUCCUCCAGAAGCUCUCAGAUAAACUCAUAGUGUUCCUGAAGACUGAAUGUUCAGAAACUUCCAAUCAAACCGAUGGUUCCUGCAGGUAUUUAAACUGCAGAUCUCCAGAAGAAUAGCCAUCCCAGAUAAAAGAAGCACAAACACUGUUCUGACUUCAACGUUUUGUGGUGGUUUUGUUUGAAGCUCUGCUAAACUUCUCUUUCUUUUAUUGUUUGUACUGAAAAUACUGCACCGUAUGAUCUUGUUUAAAUGUUAAGGUAUAAUGAAAUGGAGUCAGAAGUAUAUUUAUUCUCUUCCUUUAUGAAAACCAUGUAUAAAAAAACACCUUUGAACGUGUAACACUGGAUAUGAGGCGCAGUGUGGCAUAGUUUCUACUGUUGUCGGUUCAUUUAGAUGCCAUGACUGUCGCUGGUUUGUUAAAAAGAACGAUGUUUGCCGUCAGAUGAUCUACUUUUUGGAGCAGGGAGGGUGUGAACCAGUAAUCCAGUAUUAUAGAGCAGAAUAAAUGUGUGUAUAUUUGGAGAAUAUAGGAACCUUUUGGUCUUAGAGCCAGUGUGUAGUGUAGUUUUCACACACUCUGAGUGUUUGACGAUGUGCAGAGAGUCUGGUUGUGCUGCAUGUCAAAGUUAACCUGUGUUUUUGAGGUGGCCACUUUACACAUAUUCAGACUUUUUAUGAAUUUUCUUUGGUCUAAGAACACUUACCUCCUCCAGACCUCCAGGCCACGUCUGUUUGUGGUUUAUUGCUGAUGAAAACUACUGCUGUUCAGAGUCCUGAUGAUUAUUGUGGCACCAUGGUGACAGUCUUUCUGAGCACCAUGCUAGUAUUCCAUAUGAAAUGUACUGGAUGUUUUCAAAUUAUGCUAUUAACGAGUCCCUUUUAUCCAAUUAUUAUUAUUAUUAUUUGCAAUAAAAGUCUUCAUGUUACAACGGAAACCCACAUCUGAGUUCAUGAGCGCUCAAUGACAAAAACGAGACACAAAAUGGCAAAAACGAGAUACAAAAUUACAAAAACGAGACACAAACUGAUAAAAACGAGACACAAAAUGGCAAAAAUGAGAUACAAAAUGACAAAAACGAGACAAAACUAGAAAAACGAGACACAAAAUGACAAAAACGAGACACAAAAUUACAAAAACAAGACACAAAAUGACAAAAACGAGACACAAAAUGACAAAAACGAGACACAAAAUUACAAACACACAAAAUGACAAAAAUGAGACACAAAAUGACAAAAACGAGACAAAAUUACAAAAACUAGACACAAAAUGACAAAAAUGAGACACAAAAUGACAAAAAUGAGAUACAGAAUUACAAAAACGAGACACAAACUGACAAAAACGAGACACAAAAUGACAAAAAUGAGAUACAAAAUUACAAAAACGAGACAAAAUGGCAAAAAUGAGAUACAAAAUUACAAAAAUGAGACACAAACUGACAAAAACAAGACACAAAAUGACAAAAAUGAGACACAAAAUGACAAAAACGAGACACAAAACUACAAAAACGAGACACAAAUGACAAAAAUGAGACACAAAACUACAAAAAUGAGACACAAAAUGGCAAAAAUGAGAUACAAAAUGACAAAAAUGAGACACAAACUGACAAAAACGAGACACAAAAUUACAAAAACAAGACACAAAAUGACAAAAACAAGACACAAAAUGACAAAAAUGAGACACAAAAUGACAAAAACGACACACGAAAUGACAAAAAUGACACACAAAAUGACAAAAAGAGACACAAAAUGAAAAAAUUGGUCCAAAAAUUACAAAAAAUGAGACACAAAAUUACAAUAAUUACACAAAAAUGACAAACAAGACAGAAAAUGACAAAAAGGAGUCAGAAAAUGACAAAAACGAGACACAAAAUGACAAAAAUGAGACACAAAUCACAAAAACGAGACACAAAAUGACAAAAAUGAGACACAAAUUGACAAACACAAGACACAAAAUGAAAAAAAUAGUCCAAAAACUACAAAAACGUCACAAAAAUGAUAAAAACAAGACAGAAAAUGACAAAAAGGAGACACAAAAAAACGAGGCACAAAAUUUCCAUAAUGAGACAAAAAUGACAAAAACAAGACAUAAAAUGUCAAAAAUAAGACACAAAACAAAAACGAGACACAAAAUGACAAAAAUGAGACAAAAAAUUACAAAAACAAGACAGAAAAUGAUUUUAAAAAACUAAGAGAAAACAACAAAAGAAGACAGAAAAUGACAAAAAUGAGACAAACAAAUGUACCUUUAGUGGUAUCAGGCAUUAAAAUGAACAAGAAAUUGAAGAAAACCAGGGUGAGCUCAUCAUUUUUUCCUGACUUUAAUUGGUAUCAACAUGACUCAGCUAAACCACGAGCUGCACCAGCUACGAUGAAAUUUAAACAACAAUUAACUGUCUUCACACGAAUAAACCACUAACUCUGAUAACAUCAAUUAAACUGAAGAACUGUGGUCCAAGAAAAUCUCCAUGAAGACAAAUGAAUGAGUCAGCAAAACAUCUCAACUAGUACGAGUUAGAAAAACACAGUAUCAAAGGAGCAGAAAACACGUCUGUUCUAAACGCUAGAAUCACAUGACCUUAUUAACGUCUGCAAACAUGGAUACAUACGUGUUCCCAAGUACAGGGCCGAGAAAAAGUACUCAGAUUAAACCUUUUACUGCUUUUCAACAAAUAAUAGUCACUUUAAUUUGGUAUCCAAACAUCAUGAUGCCACCACCACCGUGCUUCACAUCAUGAUGCUGCCACCACCAUGCUUCACAUCAUGAUACUUGCUCCACCGUGCUUCACAUCAUGAUGCUGCCACCACCAUGCUUCACAGUGGGGAUGGUGUGUUUGUGAUGAUGUUCAGUGUUUGGUGUCCAUCAAACAUAUCAUCUAGUCUGAUGGACAUAAAGCUCCAUCCUGGUCUCCUCAGACCAGAGAACCUUCUUCCAGGUAUCUUCAGAGUCUCCACAUGUCUUCUGGUGAACUCUAGUCCAGAUUUAAUUGGAGCUUUUUCCAUCAGAGUCUUUCUCUUUGUCUCCAUAAAGCUUUGACUGGUGAAGAACAGACAACAGUUGUUGGAUGAACAGUCUGAAGCUGGAACUCCUUCAGAGGAGUCAUAGGAGUCUUGGUGGUCUCCCUAACUAGUCUCUUUCUCCUUCAGAGCAGUCAUAGGAGUCUUGGUGGCCUCCCUCACCAGUCUCUUUCUCCUUCAGAGGACUCAUAUGAGUCUUGGUGGCCUCCCUCACUAGUCUUUUUCUCCUUCAGAGGGGUCAUAGGAGUCUUGGUGGCCUCUCUCACUAGUCUCUUUCUCCUUCAGAGGACUCAUAUGAGUCUUGGUGGCCUCCCUCACUAGUCUUUUUCUCCUACAGAGGGGUCAUAGGAGUCUUGGUGGCCUCCCUCACUUGUCUCUUUCUCCUUCAGAGGGAUCAUAGGAGUCUUGGUGGCCUCCCUCACUAGUCUUUUUCUCCUUCAGAGGGGUCAUAGGAGUCUUGGUGGCCUCCCUCUCUAGUCUCUCAGGUCUUGAGGAUGUCCUGCUCUAGUCAGAUUUAUUCAUGUUCCAUCUUCCUUCCGUUUCUUAAUGAUGGAUUUAACUGGACUCCAAGAUCUUCAGGAACUUUAAAUGUUCUUGUCGUUGACAUUAUUUAGUGGAAAUCUGUUUUCACUUCAAUUUUUGUCUAAAAAGUGAAACUGAUCAUGAUUAAAUGUUGAAAACCAAUAAAAGGGGAAACCUCCAUGAAGGUUGAAUACUUUUACUGGCAGCUAUAUGAAGGAGUCACCUGGUUUAAAAUGAGCAGGAAACACCUGGUUGUGCUAAGCUAACGGAGUUAACAGUAUUUACUCUUUAGGUCCAAUAAAACAACCUACUGUGUUAUUUUAGUGAAAUCUAAUGAAACCAUCAGGACUUCUGUCAUUCUUUAUCAAUAUAUGAUGGAAGUCUUGUUGGUUUCAACAGAUCCUUCAGGUUUCAGGUCAGACGUGUUCAUAGCGUGUUUUACUCCUCCUAGCUUUAGUUUCAAUCAGCUAUCCUGAAGUUUCUGGUGUAAAAGUUAACAACAGCUUAUCUCUUUGUAAAAGCAUUUUUUUAAAAAUCUCCACUUCCAUCAGAACAGCUGGUGCACCUACAGAGGAACAAACCCACUCUGAAAGCUCAGGAUUCUGUCUUUCUACUGUGAGUCACGGUUCUGUUUGUCAUCGACCGUCUACAGAGUUAGUCAUAGAGACAGACAGAUAACGUUUCACCCUCUGAACACCAACACUUUAUAAAGUCCUGCAGAAACACAACAACCAUGAAGAGAUCUCAGAUGUUUUCUGUGCAGAAUGACAGAAUGCCAAGGAUCACUAAACAAAAUUCAGUUUCUUGGAUUAUUAUUAAUUAUUAACUAAUCGUCAAAAAGCAACCAGGAAUCAAGAUGUCCAACAUUUUUCCACAGAUGUCACCAACACUGGAAAAUACUAUGGUGACUCUAUAUACUACAGAUAUUUAACUAUUUAUCUUUAAUCUGUUCUGAUUCUUGUCUCUUCUCAGUUCUGCGUGAACACUGCCUGCAGUUCAGUCCAGAAAUUACACAAUUUUUAUCAUUUUACUGUAGCCAGUUAGCGUCUUGUAAUUUAGGGUUUUUUUUUUUUUGCCCUGCUUUAGAAGACCUUGUGGGUCCAUCAGCUGUGUUUUUGUGGCGUUGUGUAGCCGUCUUAAUCAUGCUGUAUCACGUUCAUCUGAUCUGCUCCCCUCUGGCCUCCAGCUCCAUAAAUCCUCCUGAGCCCAGAUGGCCGGAUGCCACAGAACACAGGAUUAACCACUGUUUGCUCAUCACUGACCGGACUCUGCUGCUCACAUACAAACUCCCUCCAUCCCAUAAUGCACCCACACUAGAUUAUACCUUUUUUUUUUUACCCCUUCCUCGUAGUGCGGGGCUUUCCAGUAUCCGAUGACCUGAAUACGCUCUGAACCAUCCGCGGUGUGACCGACCUCAUAAAGGCUCAGAUGUGGUGUUGAAAGGAGGCCAGGCCACCACCUGCAGAGAUCCUCACCUCACCUGCAGCUUCGCCUGACAGCAGCUCACUUUUAAAUUUAACAGAAGAGGAUUUUAAAUAUUCAUGCCAGAUCGUAUUAUUAGGGCCCCGCAAUCCCCAUCCUGAAUUUUUAAAAGUCCCAUUUCAAAGUGUCCUCCCGAGCCGACGCAUCGAAGCGACGGUUCUGAAUGAAUGCGUUUAUUAGCAGCUCCAGUUUGUUGCUUUACAAGACAACAGCUGUUCAGAAAGAGUCUCAGAGGGGACGGGUUCUGUCCUGAAUGUGCCUUUAAAGGAUUUUAUCAAUCAAACCAACUGUUACUUAGAGCAUCUCACACCAAGCUCAAAAGAUUCAUUCCAUUGGCUCACAAUCUGAAGCUAACGUCCCAUACAGGAAGUCCUCGGUUUACGGCGUCCUCGACUUACGGCAGGGGUGUCAAAUUCAUCAUAGUCCAGGUUCAACAUCCAGUCCAGUCUGAUCUCCAGUGGACCAGACCAGUAAAACCACAGCAUAAUAACCUAUAAAUAACCACAACUCCUAAUGGUUCCUUUGGUUUAGUGCAAAAAGUAUGUUCAAAAUGACAAAAGUCAGACAAAGAAAGACAAAAAACUACAAAAACAAGACAAAAUCUGACAAAAAGAAGAAAUAAAAAGACAAAAACAUGAGACCAAUGACAAGUCAGACAAAACAGGCAAAGAACAACAAAAACAAGACAAAAUAUUGCAAAAAUGAGAUACAAAAUGACAAAAAAUGAGACAAACAACACAAAACAAACAAAAAAGAGACAAAAUGUUAGACAAAAAAGUUAGAAAGCGACAAAAAAAUGGACAAACGAGACAAAAAAACAUGAAACAAACAUGAUGCACAAAACAACGAAUAAAGCAAAACACAAAAUCACAAAAAUAAGACAAAAACCACAUGCGAGACAAAAAGGAAACACAAAAUGUCAAAAACCAGAAACAAAACAAUCAAACAUGAGACAAACAACAAAAGUCAGACAAAAAAACCCAAAAAACAACAAAAAUGAGACAAAAUAUCACAAAAAUGAGACACAAAACAACAAAAGAACAAUGAACAAUCUAUUUUUUUUACUUUCUGAUCAAAACAAUUUGUCAUGGUCUAGAAAUUAUUUUAAAUUUAUAGUUUUACUAAUUUACAAUCUGCAGUUAGUGUCUUCUCUGGAGUUUUCAUCCUGCGAGCCGCAUGUUGGACACCCCUGACCUACAGCGUUUCGUCGUUACGUCAGAACUGGUUACAUGGAACUAGUUGACCAGCGGAUGAAUACGUCGUCACGCAGCGCUAUAAGACGGUUUUAUUUCCAUUCUCUGGUUGUACGCCACCUUGGAUUGUGUUACAUUCACUAACUUUUUGCCCUUCAUUAUGGCUCCAAGUGUAAGUCAGACUCUUCUGAUGCUUGGAAGAAAAGGAAAGCCGUCUCCAUCCAACUAGUUAAACUCGUGCUUGCAAAAUGAGUCACGAGUUGCAGCAAACUGGACUUCUUUACUUUACAGAGUGAAAACUGCAACAAAAACAGAAUAAAACAUCAUGAAUACGUGUAAAUGAAUCCUUUCAUCUGAACCAGAAAGUCCAAAAAUGAAGUUAAUUACUCACAACAUUACCUCUGUGGCGUUUACUAAGUAGAGAGCUGUAGCCGUCGUAGAUGAAUAGCGGACAGAAGAACAACAGCUGUCAACGGACAACUUCAAAAUAAAUCUUUUUCAAAAUAAAAGUACAUUGAUAAUUCUGCCUUAAGAGCAACACACCAUGGUAGUGAAAUUAGAUACAAUAAAACGCUGGGAACAGAAACACUGACAAGCAUCGACAUUAUUAGAUCAAGUUGUAAAAACAGGUCAACAUGUUCUGUUAUCUUCUAGAAAAAAUGAUUCAUACAUGCAUGGAAGUUGUUGGUAUUCAGGACUUUUAUGAAGAACUGAUCGACAUCGUGAUGCACGGAAUGGCCUCGUUUAGAUUUUCACCGUAGUUCUGAGAAUCGACUUCCAUUAAUCCGUAGGAACAGAACUCUGAUGUAAGUCGAGGACUUCCUGUAUCUGCUGGUUCUGUUCAUUUGCUCCACUCUGAGGUGAUUUCAUGAAACAUUAACAGGUUUAACAGCCACUCUGCCCCCAAAUACUGUAAAAAAAAAAAAAAAAAAAAAAACAUGUAUUAAACACAGUUAAAUGUCAUCUUAAUCAGAAUAAUUCUGACUACAGAAUCGUUGGGUUCCGGCGUAUUAAUCUAUCUGGAUAUUUUCUGGUCAAACUCUUUCUUCUCACGUUUAUUAUCAACACACUUCACCUGCUGCAGAAAGUAAAGCUUAGAAACUGAGGGUUAUUCAGCAGAUCAGGUGUAUUUCAGGCCUCAGACUGUAUUUUACAUCCAUAAACGCUGACGGUGAGUCAUUUUCUAUCACAGCUGAUGCAGAUCUUUAACCUCUCAGCUUAUGUUUUCUGCACAAACAAAAAGGAAACACAAUGCUGUGAUGUGACAAUCAGCGACUGGAUGCAAAUGAAUCUUUAUAGAAACAGAUUUACAUCCGAACUCGCUGCAGGUCGUGGAAGUGAUUAGCAUCGUGUUUGUGGCCGGCGUGAGCAGAGAUCGGCUGCAGGAGAUGUGAGGAUUCCUCCUGACCUCCGGUUAAUGAAACCCUUCCCGUGCCUUUGUCGGUUUAACGGGGAGAUGGUGUCGUUCAACACGCCGAGCUCCUGCAGCCGCCUCCCUGAGCUGUCAGUACCCGAAAAAGCAGAAAAAAAGAAUAAAAUCGGGGCUUCUUGAGUGCAUUCGGUUUGGUAGAUGUGUUUGUUGCUCAGCAGGCGAGAGCUUUCCCCUCCUGUCAGACCCGAGCACAGAAGGAAGAAGAGAUUUCUUUUUCUAUAACCAGGCUGGGAGCAAGUUUCAGUUCUAAAUGGAAAAAAGAAAGAGCUCAUGUUUUGCGAAACAGGAGCGUUUCUCACCAACAUUUCAACACAAACAGCCCGUGGUUUCCGCCUCCAGUUUUCUUUGAAAUCCAUCUGAAAGCUGCCAAUGCAGAGGGACGCUGUUUUAAAAAGAGGCUGCAUCAAGUAUUUGUCAACCUGUCCCUCAUUAUUUCCACUGAACUGGAAAAUAAGUUGCCGGCCGAUGAUGCGGAGCCGGAGAUAAUGCCGGGUUUAGAGGCAGAUAUCUGGAGCAGGGCUCUCCGUGACGCCGGCGGCUGCAAAGUGUUUCUCAUGAAGCCGAUUGAAAGGUUUCCGUAGAGCAGAGGAGUCAAACUCAUCUUAGAUCAGGUUCAACAUCCAGUCCAGUCUGAUCGCCAGUGGACCGGACCAGUAAAACCACAGCAUAAUAACCUAUAAAUCACCACAACUCCUAAUGCUUCCUUAGUUGUAGUGCAAAAAGUGACAAAACUGAGACACAAAAUGACAAAAAAUGAGACAAACGACACGAAAUGAAACAAAAAACAAAGAAUUAGACAAAAAAGUUAGAAAGUGACAAAAAAUGGACGAACGACAAAAAUGAAACAAAAAAUGACAAAAGCAAGAAACAAAAUGACCAAAAAAUAGACAAAUACAAGCGAGACAAAAAAACACAAAACGACAAAAACGACCCACAAAACAAUGAAUAAAGCGAAACACGAUGUCAAGAAUAAGACAAAAAACACAAGCGUGACAAAAACGAAACACAAUGACAAAAAACAGAAACAAAACACAAGUCAGACAAAAUAAAGACAAAAAACAACAAAAACAAGACAAAAUAUUACAACAAUGAGACACAAAACGACAAAUAUGAGACAAACGACACGAAACAAAACAAAUAAGAGACAAAAAUGAGACAAAAAGUUACAGAGCAACAAAAAAAUAGACAAAAAACACAAGCAAGACAAAAAGGAAACAUACAACAUCAAAAACAUGACACAAACGACAAAAGUCAGACAAAAACAAGACAAAAUAUCACAAAAAUGAGACACAAAACAACAAAAGAACAAUGAACAAUCUAUUUUUUUUUACUUUCUGAUCAAAACAAUUUGUCAUGGUCUAGAAAUUAUUUUAAAUUUAUAGUUUUACUAAUUUACAAUCUGCAGUUAAUGUCUUCUCUGGAGUUUUUACACUUUGAGGGCCCGAUUGGACCCUCUGGAGGACCAGCUUUUGGCCCCAUGUUGGACACCCCUGCCAUAGACGAAGCGUCUUUACUCCACUGACAGUAAAUGUGAUCCUAUUUUUCAGUUUUCAGGCCGAUCACACGUAGUUUUUAUCUGGUCGCUCGGUUCUUGGUAGCAUCACGUGGGUCUGAGGUGCAGCUUUUCUCCUCUUUCUUUCUGUAAAUUCAAUAUUCUUUUCAUUUUUACAGGAAAAAAUGAAGAAGUUUUCAGUAUUUGUGUUUUAUUGAAAUCUUCAUGCUGACCAAUAACGUGAUGAGAAGGCUGGAAUGGAAAUGUUGGAAGGUCCUUUAUAGCCACCAGUUGUACAUUUAUAGGCUCUAGAUCACUGGAAUGAUAUAUACGGCUUUAAAUGGCAUUGAUAUAUCUAUCUAUAAUAUAUAUAUAUAUAAAUAUACAUAUAAAUAUAUAUUGAUAUUUGUCCAGAAAUAAGAAAUUUCAUGUACUUUACUAUUACUUUGAAGCUGACAUUGUGUAUAGCACGUAUGCAAGUCCAUCUUCAUCAUGUUUGAUGUAAUUUUGUAGCAGUGGUUUGAUACUAAUAAAUGGAAGUUGAUGAUGGAA